AUGUUCUCAACCACCACCCGCCCCGCGGGUCAAUCUGUGUUUGGCGGCGGCGGAAGCAGUUUGUUUGGCCAAUCAACCAAUCCACAACAACAGCAACAGCAGCAGCAGCAGCAACAACAGCAGCAGCAACAACAACAACAACAUGCUCUCGGCCAGUCGCAAGCGACUUCCAACCCGCAGCCGAUCGGGUCAUUAUGGCAGCCGCAAACCCACUCUGGUUACCAGAAGCCUAUCCCCGAGCAAAUUAAGCUAAUCACGGAGAAAUGGGACCCGACAAAUCCUAACUGCGCCUUCAAGACUUACCUCUACAACAAGGUCGACGAGCACACAGUACCGCUGUACGGGCCUGGGCCGAACGAGGACCCGAAAGAGUGGGAGGAAGCGCUGCAGCACAAGCCGGCUCCCAACUUCAUCCCCGUGCUCUGCGCCGGCUUCCCGUCGAUUAUUGCGCGACUGGUGCUCCAGCGGCGGGUCAUCACUGAGUUCAACAACAAAUUGCACGCCAUAAACUCCAGCCUAGACGCAAUACUUUCGCGCCACGACCUUGAGCACACGGUGCGCGCCUUCAACGCGCGGAGAAGGCAUGCCGAGCUAAGCAAGCGCUGUCUUGUUCUGGCUUCAAGGGUCCAGGUGCUUCGAAACAGGGGAUAUGCACUGAGCGGUGAUGAAGACGAGCUGAAGCAGAAGCUGCUGAAGAUCGACAAGAGCAUCCAGGAUCCGGCUUUGAGCGCGCGGUUGGAGGAGCUCUGGAGCCGGCUUAUCAUUCUGAGGGGCUAUGCAGACAACCUCAAGGACGAGAUCAACAAGCCUGGUUUUGCCGAGAACGAUGGGCUGGGCGAGGAGAUUGAGGCAAAGGCUAAGAAGGUCGGUUCGCGCGGCAGACUCGGCGAUGCAGUACAUUCAAAUCUAACGCUCCAAUGGCAGAUACUCGAGGACUACGACAAGCAACUCCAGCAUCUCAAGAAGCAGGUUGAGGAGGCCAAGAGGGAUUUUGAGGAAUGGGAAAAGGUGCACAAUCCCAAACCAGCCCCUAAGCAGGCAACGGGGAAACCCGCAACGGCAGCCCAAUAG
This is a messenger RNA of Canariomyces notabilis, 1071 nucleotides long. RefSeq lists its product as uncharacterized. Gene Ontology annotation, molecular function: structural constituent of nuclear pore. Gene Ontology annotation, biological process: NLS-bearing protein import into nucleus; protein localization to nuclear inner membrane; nuclear pore organization. The record is from RefSeq and is a predicted model, not a curated record. Lineage: Eukaryota; Fungi; Ascomycota; Sordariomycetes; Sordariales; Chaetomiaceae. Gene Ontology annotation, cellular component: nuclear pore central transport channel; nuclear pore. The transcript is spliced from 3 exons. Bases 1 to 1071 code for a protein of 356 amino acids.